GACGCCAAGGCAGCGGUGGUGCUGGAGGCGGCGCUGGCCACGCUGCUGGCCGUGGUGGCGCGGCUUGGGUCCCACGCGGCGCACGGGCCCGCGGACCCGGUGCUGCUGCAGACCCAGGUGCAGGAGAGCUUCGGCUCCCUGCGGCGCUGCUACGCGCGGGGCGCAGGGCCGCACCCCCGCCAGGCCUCCUUCCAGGGCCUCUUUCUGCUCUAUAACCUGGGCUCUGUGGAAGCCCUGCAUGAGGUUUUGCAGCUGCCCGCUGCCCUGCGCGCCUGCCCGCCCCUGCGCACAGCCCUGGCAGUCGAUGCCGCCUUCCGGGAGGGCAACGCUGCCCGCCUGUUCCGCCUGCUCCGGACCCUGCCCUACCUGCAGAGCUGCGCCGUGCAGGGCCACGUGGGCCGUGCCCGCCGCGGAGCCCUGGCCCGCCUCGCUCGUGCCCUGGGCACCCCCAAGGGGCAGACCUUGCCUCUGGACUUCAUGGUCCGCCUGCUGGCCCUGGAUGGACCCAGUGAAGCACGGGACCUGUGCCAGGCCCACCGGCUGCCCUUGGAUGGAGAGGAGAGAGUUGUGUUCCUGAGAGGUCGCUAUGCUGAGGAAGGGCUGCCACCUCCCAGCACCUGCAACGUGUUGGUGGGGAGCAAACUUAGAGGGCGCACCCUAGAGGCGGUGGUCAUGGCAGAGGAGGAAGAUGAGGGUGUGGACAGACCCAGGACCCCCUCAUGAGGAGAGAGUGUGCUGUCUCCCAGAGCCCCAGGACUGGGUCAGAGUACUUAGGUUUCUUUUUUCAUGAUUCCCAGAGAAUAAACAGAACUUGUUUUGUAGGGA
Messenger RNA from Galeopterus variegatus (Sunda flying lemur), 825 nucleotides. RefSeq names its product SAC3 domain containing 1 (gene SAC3D1). Gene Ontology annotation, cellular component: nucleus; centrosome; spindle. Lineage: Eukaryota; Metazoa; Chordata; Mammalia; Dermoptera; Cynocephalidae. The transcript is spliced from 2 exons. The annotation marks the transcript as partial. The record is from RefSeq and is a predicted model, not a curated record. Gene Ontology annotation, biological process: spindle assembly; centrosome duplication.